This is a messenger RNA of Diospyros lotus (date-plum), 1311 nucleotides long. RefSeq names its product probable mediator of RNA polymerase II transcription subunit 26a. NCBI's taxonomy places the organism in Eukaryota, Viridiplantae, Streptophyta, Magnoliopsida, Ericales, Ebenaceae. Gene Ontology annotation, cellular component: nucleus. The record is from RefSeq and is a predicted model, not a curated record. The transcript is spliced from 9 exons. The coding region runs from base 1 to 1311 and encodes 436 amino acids.
AUGUCUGGCAACUCUGGAACUUUGGAUGAAUGGAGGAACUAUUUUCGGCGCUCCAACUUUGACAUCUUCGAUGUCAUUCAGUAUGCUAUCAUGGUGGCGGCCUCUGAUUCGCCCCAGGAGUUCAUAUCAAGGAGGGAUCAAAUUGCCCAGACCUUAUUUUCUUGCAAAUUUGUUCAGUGUAAAGGGUGCGAUAGUGUUGAGUUGGGGGUGGCCCAUGGCGACGAGGAAGGAGGCUGCAAGAGUACUGGAUUUCACAAAGAUGCCUGUGGUAUUAAUGAGAACCAGAUCAUGAACGGCAGAGGAGAUGAACAGUUGGAGAUGAACUUGAACCAACGCGAAAAGGAAAAAUGCUGCAAGAGUUCUGGAUUUCACAGAGGUGCCUGUGGUAUUAACGAGAACAAGAUCAUGAACAGGAGUAGAAAUGAACAGUUGGAGAUGAACUCGAACCAACUGGGAAUUGAUAACCAUGACGCAGAUGAGUUACUGGCUAAGGAGAUUGAAGGCGAGCUUCUAACUGUAGACGAAGUCUUGAGGAUUAAACAGAUCCUUGACAACAGCCAGGAUCAGUCUAAUUCAGAAUUAUUUGCAUCAUUAAGGAAACUCCAACUGAUGCAUUUGUCUGUGGAUAUUUUGAAGGCUACAGAUAUUGGGAAGUCUGUUAAGGCUCUCACAGAACACGGGGCGAAGAAUAUUAGUGAACUGGCAGGCCAGAUGAUAGUACUUUGGAAGGAUAUGAUGGAUGAGUGGUUCGAUAGUAUUAAAAUGGUUAUCGCAGAUUCAAAAGUUGCACCAGAAUCUGAUAAACCUAUUGCACCAUAUGAAGAUGAAGGGCUGCCCGUACCUCCAUUGGAAGAAGAAGCUUUCUUUACUUUUCAAACUGCUCCAGUAGACCUGUCCAAUUUCUUUGAUGGCAUGGAUGAAGUUGAAAAGAUACAUAAUUUUAAUAAGGAUUUUGUUGCAGACCUUUUGGACAGAAAGGAAGAGGAAACACAUAAACAAGAAAUUAUAAUGAACAAAAUGGCAGUAAAUGGUGGCAAUGAUACGAUAUUCCAGGAGAAAUCAGAUGCCGCCGAAAUACAAAAGAAACCACUGCAGGCUGCUCGACAAGAUAAGCUCAAGUGCUUAGAUGAAAGUGGAAAACUUGAAAUUGCAAGGAGGACGGUCCGCGCGGGUUAUAAACAAAAUGCCAUGAGGCGAAGAUCCAUCCAAGUUGUGGACGCGCGUGAUCUUCCCAAGCAGGAGCUUGGCCAUGCACGUGGAAAUACAGAUAUAAAACUCAAAAAGCGCCAGAGGCCCUCCACAAAUCAUUGA